Molecule: messenger RNA, 3593 nt
Organism: Anarrhichthys ocellatus (wolf-eel)
Lineage: Eukaryota; Metazoa; Chordata; Actinopteri; Perciformes; Anarhichadidae
Gene: cpxm1a
Product: carboxypeptidase X (M14 family), member 1a
Exons: 13
Coding region: 22-2280 (752 amino acids)
Biological process (GO): proteolysis
Molecular function (GO): metallocarboxypeptidase activity; zinc ion binding
Source: RefSeq, a predicted model, not a curated record
CAGCAGCAAACAAAGAGGAAGAUGGAAAAGUCAUUGUGCACGUUGGUUGCAGUGAUUCUUCUGGGUGGAUUUUUAGACGCAGCGCUGACAGACGAUACAACAACUGAGAUGAAUUCAUUAUUUAACAACACAACUACAGCUGAGUCUGUCUCUGUGCAGCCGCACGAUCGCGUCACAGACCGACCGACUCCAACAGCAGCAAGGACAAAGUUAUCCAAAGAGAAACAGCUGGACACCAAAAACAUCAGCCAAGACAGUGAAGAAGAAAACAAGAAUGAAGAAGAAGAAGAAGAAGAAGAAGACAGCAAGACAGAAGAUAAGGGAACACAACGCGACUGCCCCCCUAUCGGCCUGGAGUCCCUGCGCGUCGAUGACAGCCAGAUCCAGGCUUCUUCCUACCAGCGGACGGGUCUGGGUCCUCACAGAGGGAGGCUGAAUAUCCAGUCUGGCAUCGAGGAUGGAGACCUCUACGACGGAGCCUGGUGUGCAAAGUAUAAGGACCGGCACCAGUGGCUAGAGGUGGACGCCAUCCACCUCACCCUGUUCACUGGAGUCAUCAUGCAGGGCCGCAACUCCAUCUGGAGUUGGGACUGGGUCCACACCUACAAAGUCCAGCUGAGCAACGACUCUGUGAGCUGGGAGAGCUGCAUGAAUGGGACAGAAGAAGCGAUAUUUGAAGGAAACCAGAAUCCAGAGGCCCCGGUGCUCGGACUCCUUCCUGUUCCCACCGUCGCCCGAUUCCUCCGCAUCAACCCUCAGACCUGGUACUCUAACGGCACCAUCUGCCUCAGGGCGGAGAUACUCGGCUGUCGAGUCGAUGAUCCAACAGACAACUUCUACUCAGAGCGAGAGCCCGGAUCAGAAGACGCUCUGGACUUCAGACAGCACAACUACAAGGAGAUGAGAAAGCUCAUGAAGUCUGUGACAGAGGAGUGUCCGGACAUCACCCGCAUCUACACCAUCGGGAAGAGCUACCUGGGCCUCAAACUGUACGUCAUGGAGAUCUCGGAUAACCCCGGCAAACAUGAACUAGGGGAGCCUGAGUUCCGCUACGUGGCCGGGAUGCACGGGAACGAGGCCCUGGGCCGAGAGCUCGUCCUCAACCUCAUGCAGUACUUGUGCAGAGAGUACAAGAAGGGCAACCGGCGCAUCGUUCGGCUGGUGACCGAGACUCGAAUCCACCUCCUGCCCUCCAUGAACCCUGACGGAUACGAAGCAGCUUAUGAGAAGGGCUCUGAACUGGCCGGCUGGGCCGACGGACGAUACACCUUUGAAGGAAUCGACCUGAAUCACAACUUCCCAGACCUGAACAACAUCAUGUGGGAUGCCCAAGAGACGGCGGCAGAUACAUCUAAAGUCCCCAACCACUACAUCCCCAUGCCAGAGUACUACACUAAAGAAGACGCCAUGGUUGCACCAGUGACGCGUGCUGUCAUCAAUUGGAUGCAGGACAUCCCCUUCGUGCUCAGUGCGAACCUCCACGGGGGAGAACUGGUGGUCGUGUACCCCUUCGACUGCACCCGGGACUGGGCCCCUCAGGAGGACACCCCCACGGCGGACAACGCUUUCUUCCGCUGGCUGGCCACCGUCUACGCCUCGACUAACCUGGCGAUGUCCAACCCCAACCGCCGCAUCUGCCACUACGAGGACUUCCAGUCACACAACAACAUCAUCAACGGCGGUGCCUGGCACACCGUCCCCGGCAGUAUGAAUGACUUCAGUUACAUGCACACCAACUGCUUCGAGGUGACAGUGGAGUUGUCCUGUGAUAAGUUCCCUCACGUCAGUGAGCUUCCCAUCGAGUGGGAGAACAACAAGGAGUCUCUGCUGAUUUACAUGGAGCAGGUUCACAGAGGCAUCAAGGGUGUGGUCAGGGACAAGCUGACUAGACAGGGAAUAGCAGAUGCUGUAAUCAAGGUGGAGGACCACGACCACGACAUCCGAUCAGCUGCUGACGGGGACUACUGGCGUCUACUGAACCCGGGCGAGUACAAGGUGAUGGUUUGGGCCCAGGGUUACUACCCGUCCAUGCGACGGUGCCGCGUUGGAAUGGAGCCACAUGCCACCAUCUGUGACUUCACCCUGACCAGAACGCCCAUUGAGAGGCUGAAGGAGAUCCGGGCCAAAGGAGGGAAGAUCCCCCAGGACCUUCAGCUGCGUCUUCGUGCUCUGAGGCUCCGCAUGCUUCGGGCCAGCACCAAGGCCAUCAACCAGCGCAGGGAGAGUCAGCGGCUGCAGCGGGCGAGGAAAGCCCGGUCCUCCGGAGCCCAGAGAGCAUGAGAGAGAGAUGGGGACGAGGGGCUGAAGAAGCCUCAGCCUGAGCUGGAAGUUCAGUUUAAACGGAGAAUAGGCUCUGGGAAUAGUGACAUGUUCCUACUAGAGAGGAUGCUGUUAAAGGGUCAGUUCACCCAAUUCACAGAAAUAUAUGUCUUCUGCAUUUCUGCAUGGAGACAUGCAGUUUGAUGUGGGGAAAUGUCUGCCCCUGAGAUUUGUAUGUGCCAAUCACAACUUUAAAUAUUAAAGAAAAACACAGCGACAUAUUUGGGUGUACUGGCCCUUUAAGGCAGAUUAAACCACGACAGCCACACAAACUCUUACAGACAUUGACAGGAUAUUUAAAAAGCAGGUUUUAUACACAAAAAGAGACACAAACUGAAUAACUUCUAAAAAGUUACACAAACGUUUUGAAGGAUUAUGGACAUCUUCACAUUUAUAGACAGGCAUCAUUGAAUGUUAAAGUUGGAAUUCACCUCUGUUUUGUUUUGUACAUGAACUGUUUCAUUGGACAUUAUAGCCGAUGACGCUGUAGUGCUUCAUGACGACUGAGUGCGAGUGUCAGCUGGUCUGAUAUGUGACAUGCUUUUCUAACAGCGCGUCUGUUUUUUUAUUUGUUCAAUUUAAGAAAAAAAAUCUCAAAUAAAUAUGACUUAUUUGUCUUAAUCUAUAUUCUAGCGUGUAAAUCUGAACCAAGAGUGAAGAAAAGCAGAAGAACAGCCUGGAAGUGAAAGAAGCUGCGAGAACAGAGGUUCCAUAACAUAGAAAUGAGGAGUCACAAGAUGAUCGGCAUAAGAAAGUGCAAAGAAACAAGACAAAGUGCUGAUGCAGAUAUGAGGUUUACCCUGUGGGCCAUGAAGAUCUGUAAUAAUAAUAAUAUCUGUACCAAAUGUCUUUCAAUAGGUGCUGAGAUAUUUCAGUAUAUACCAACUUCUCCCUCCGUAGAGCCUCGGCGCUAGAAUACCUAAAAACAAGAUUUAGUUUUUAUUUGAUCUGAUUUUGACCAGUUCAACCAGUAUGGGAUUGUCUCAUUAGAAUAAGGGCUGAUGACGUGAUGGUAGUUAUUAAUUCAAAAGACAAAAGCUAAAAUUAGAAGAAAGUUUUCUUUUCCUUCUGAAUUUGUAAAUCAUCUCAUGACCCAUGACCCCCCGAGGGGCCACGACCCCUAGUUUGGGAACCACUGGUUGAGUUUGACUGCCCUCUGGUGGUGGAUUCUCAGCACUUCAUGUGAAGAACAGAAAUACUCAAACACCAAACAGUCAGGAGUGCAAAAGAAGCUAACCUUUUUAUUUCAGAGACAAUAAGUACCAUGUUAGUAU